Myotis brandtii (Brandt's bat) is the source of this 3254-nucleotide messenger RNA. It is a transcript of the gene AMPH, whose product is annotated as amphiphysin. Gene Ontology annotation, biological process: synaptic vesicle endocytosis. Gene Ontology annotation, molecular function: phospholipid binding; protein binding. Lineage: Eukaryota; Metazoa; Chordata; Mammalia; Chiroptera; Vespertilionidae. Gene Ontology annotation, cellular component: cytoplasm; synaptic vesicle; plasma membrane. The record is from RefSeq and is a predicted model, not a curated record. The coding region runs from base 260 to 2092 and encodes 610 amino acids. The transcript has 21 exons.
GUCCUUCAGAAGCUUGGAAAAGCUGAUGAGACAAAAGACGAACAGUUUGAAGAAUAUGUACAGAACUUCAAACGGCAAGAGGUGUAGUGAAAGCACACACUGUGGAUGCCAGACAUAUGCCCCAGCACCUACCUUUUCUGAGCCCACUAGAUCUAGUUGCAACUGCCAGCAAGGGAAACUUUUUGCCUGAGGAUUUUUUCUGGCCGAGGGUACCAGACUUCAGCGGGAACUCCGAGGAUACUUAGCAGCUAUCAAAGGCAUGCAAGAAGCCUCGAUGAAGCUCACCGAGUCGCUGCACGAAGUCUAUGAGCCUGAUUGGUAUGGGCGGGAAGAUGUGAAGACGGUUGGUGAGAAAUGUGAUGUGCUAUGGGAAGACUUCCAUCAAAAACUAGUGGAUGGGUCCCUGCUGACACUGGAUACCUAUCUGGGCCAAUUUCCUGACAUAAAGAAUCGCAUUGCCAAGCGCAGCAGGAAGCUGGUUGACUAUGACAGUGCCCGCCACCACCUGGAGGCUUUGCAGAGCUCCAAGAGGAAGGACGAGAGUCGAAUCUCUAAGGCAGAAGAGGAAUUUCAGAAAGCACAGAAAGUGUUUGAAGAGUUUAACGUUGACUUGCAAGAGGAGUUACCAUCAUUAUGGUCAAGACGAGUUGGAUUCUAUGUCAAUACCUUCAAAAAUGUCUCUAGCCUUGAGGCCAAGUUUCAUAAGGAAAUUGCCGUGCUUUGCCACAAACUGUAUGAAGUGAUGACGAAACUGGGCGACCAGCAUGCUGACAAGGCCUUCACCAUUCAAGGUGCUCCCAGUGACUCGGGUCCUCUCCGCAUUGCAAAGACACCAUCACCGCCCGAGGAGCCUUCACCCCUCCCGAGCCCGACAGCCAGUCCCAAUCAUACGCUGGCGCCUGCAUCUCCCGCACCAGCACGGCCUCGGUCACCUUCUCAGACGAGGAAAGGACCACCUGUCCCACCUCUGCCUAAAGUCACCCCGACAAAGGAACUGCAGCAGGAGAACAUCAUCAGUUUCUUUGAGGACAACUUUGUUCCAGAAAUCAGCGUGACAACACCUUCCCAGAAUGAAGUCCCCGAGGUGAAGAAAGAGGAGACUCUGUUGGAUCUGGACUUUGACCCUUUCAAGCCUGAUGUAGCCCCUGCAGGUUCUGCUGGAGUGACCCACUCACCCAUGUCUCAGACAUUGCCCUGGGACUUAUGGACGACAAGCGCUGAUUUGGUCCAGCCGGCUUCUGAUGGUUCAUUUAAUGGAUUCACCCAGCCCCAGGACACUUCCUUAUUUACAAUGCAGACAGACCAGAAUAUAAUCUGCAACUUGGCUGAGUCUGAACAGGCUCCACCAGCAGAGCCGAAAGCAGAGGAGCCCCUUGCCGCUGCACCUGCUGAGGACACCCAGGCUGAGGAGCCAGAGAGGGCAGUGGUCCUACCUGGCGCUGAUGCUGACCUGACCGAUGCAACCUCCGUGCCGGCAGCAGAGGGCGCCCCGGCAGAGGAAGCAGAGAAGGAGCCGGAGGCAGCGCUCCCUGCUGGGGAAGGAGCAAGUUUAGAGGAGCCCAAGGCUGAUACCGAAACUGCAGAGGUUGCAGACAGUGACAGAGGUCAACCAGAGGAAACAGAAAGGGCAGCGCCUCAGGAGAAGGUCAUCCCUGCGGUCAUCAUAGAGCCCGCUUCCAACAACGAAGAGGAGGGAGCACACGAAAUCAUGACAGGUGCAGAGUCCCAGGAGGCGACUCAAGACUCGGCCCUUCCAGGCCCCCCCAGCGAGGUGCCCGAGCCGGCUGCUGAGCAGAAGGCCCCUGAGGACUCCCAGCCCGAGCCCUCCGCUCCGCCUGCGAGCCAGGCCUCUCAGGAACUGCCUCCCGGCUUCCUCUACAAGGUGGAAGCACUGCACGAUUUCGAGGCAGCAAAUUCUGAUGAGCUUACCUUACAAAGGGGUGACGUGGUAUUGGUGGUGCCCUCCGAUUCGGAAGCUGACCAGGAUGCGGGCUGGCUGGUGGGAGUGAAGGAAUCAGACUGGCUCCAGUACAGAGACCUCGCCACCUACAAAGGCCUCUUCCCAGAGAACUUCACCCAGCGCCUGGAGUAGGGCCCAGGGGGUUGUAGGAAGACCCUGGUUUUGAGGUUUCUAAACCUUCAUGAAAACCUGAAGAAUUCACUUUUGCUAUUACACUCUUGUGACUUGCAGACUGAUGCCAGAUACAGGUUGGAAGGAUAUAUCAAUGGAGCAUGUGUGCAAAAAAAAAAAAAAAAAAAAAAGGGAAAAAAAAAAAAAAAAAAAAAAAAAAGUGUAAGAAAAAAAAAAAGCAAAUGAAGGAGAAAGUCCUCGCUGGUUGCCAUGUCAUUCAGAACAAGUUUGUUUGUGCUGUGUCCGAGCUGUGGAGACUCUCGUACUUGACCCCCUCCCACCGAUUCUAAAGUAGCUUUCUCCAGACCAGAACCUUAACUUGUGGUACCAAGUGUGUGGUAUGGAGUGGCUGCCCUGCAGCAGACGUGCUGAAUUAUCCUGUAGUACAGGUUGUGUCAUUCCCCAGGGCAGGUGUGCCCACGUGCGCACGCUCCUCUCUCUCUCUUACAAGUUUACUGUGUUUAAAACGAAAGUGCUGCAAACGUUUUCAGUGUUCUUUUCCAACACGCCUCUGUCUCUCUCUCUCUCUCUCUCUCUCUACAUAUAUAUAUACAUAUAUAUGGACACAGUGCACGAGCUAGUUCCCAUCACUCCUGGAUCUAUGUGUAUGCACCAGAGGACAUACGCAUAGUUGCUUUCUUUCCAUUGUAGCCCUUUGCCUCUCCAGUGUCAUUGGUACAUGCAUUGCUCUUAUUCUGUCUGGAGUUGCAGUUGCAGUUUUGCCUCAGAACAAAACCAGCCACCCCAUUGCCAAAACAGUCGACAGUAUCUGUGUUCGUCACGUGCAUUUUUCGGGGUGCUGACCCUUUGGAGAAAGCAGAGCCUGAUUCUCUACGUGUCCGGCUGCUGUGGCUGGAGGCAGGCUGGUCGGGAUGAGCAGCGAACUUCCUAACUUCUGCCUUUAAGAGAUUGGCUAGAUGACGGGGCCUAGAAACCCACCCCAAAAGAACCCUUACAAAGAAGCUCCUCUAUAUUUCCACCUCCUUAUAUUUAUGCGGCUCAUCUUCACAGAUUGUCCUACAGUAAGCUAGGUGAUGUAUGCUGUAUUCACAGAUCAUCUGUAACGAUAAUGUUCUCAGUGCUGUGUCAUUCCGAAUAAACCUUUGGUCUGCUCCAGCAAGCA